This is a messenger RNA of Menidia menidia (Atlantic silverside), 2279 nucleotides long. The record is from the annotation of a GenBank genome assembly. Lineage: Eukaryota; Metazoa; Chordata; Actinopteri; Atheriniformes; Atherinopsidae.
AUGCAUCCGUUGUCGUUCGUCUGUGUUGUCAUUUGUUUUCUCCUGCACAUAUCUGACAUGCCUCUCCUCACCCAGAACACACCGUUGGACCCCCACCUCCAGCCCCCCAGCGUUUCAGCCCAGACAAAGGAGGAAUUUACCUCCUCGAGUGAGUUCUCCGGGCCUCGGCUAGCAGAGCAGCGCACGCACACCCAAGAACACACAUCCCUCCUGGGUCUCAUCUGGAACCAGCAUCCGUUUCACUGAAAGUUUUGCUGUCGUGCGGCUCUGAUGUGGGCAUAAAUACAGCUGAGACAAUAUGAGUGGGGAAAGAAACAGUGUCAGCCUUUCAGAGGGCCUGCUGUUCGACGGAUCAGGGAAAGGACUCGUUGUCGCGGGAACCACAGUGGCUGCAAAAGGCGGUUUGCGGGCCGAGGAUGAGAUUGUCGCAGCCACCAUAAAACUGAACGACCUGGAGGAAGACGAAGUGCUGAGCAUCCUGAAUGCCCUCAAGCCGUAUGAAGACAAGCUAAAAGUUCUGACAAAGAAGGACCUGAGUGCCAACGGUGGCUUCGGUCUCCUGGGGAUACUCCCAGAAAACGAUCUCUCCCUGGAUGCACCAACCCUUUCCUUGGACGGUCGGGGUGUGAAGCUCAAUGCCGACACCACAGCGCCCCGGCUCCAAACUCCAGACGCCUCCUUCAGCCUGGACAAACCGGUCCUAAAGACGGGCACCUUGAAACAUCAGGCGCCCAAAUUCUCCAUGCCACACUUCAACUUGCCGGCGGUGGAAACGCCAAAAACAGAAGUGGGUGUGUCGGCUAUUGCGGGGGCGCCAGACCUCAAACUGUCUGCUCCGAAAGUAGAUCUUGAAAGUCCGGGAUUGAACCUGAAUGGACCUAAAGUGGGUUUGAAUGGUCCAGAUGUAAAGGUAGACACACCAAAUGCUAAUAUUGGGACGCCCCCAGGCAAGAUCAAGUGGCCCCAUUUAAAAUGGAAAAGUAGAAAGGCUAAAACCCCAGAUGUUGACUUAGAAGCUGACCUUUCAGCUCCUGAUGUUAGCAUCCCCAAUCCAAACAUUGAUGGUGAAUUAAGAGCACCACAUGUUGACCUUAACGGGCCCAAAGCUGAGUUCAAAGGCCCUGAUGUAGAUGUUCAAACCCCUGGUCUGGAUAUGGAUUCCCCAUCUGGGAAAAUCAACUGGCCCCAUUUGAAGUGGAAGAAAAACAAACUGCAUGGCUCAAAGGGUGAUCUGGACUUAGAUGCAAACCUUGAUGCACCAGAUGUUGACCUCUCUGUUCCAAACCUAGAGGGAAGCCUCAAUGCUCCAAAGGUAGAUGUUGAUGGUCCCGCUCUGGACGUUCAAACCCCAAACCUUGAUGGAGAAGUUCCGUCUGGUAAGAUUAACUGGCCUCAUUUGAAAUGGAAAAUGCCUAAAGGCCCGAAGGCAGAUCUAGAUGUAGAUGGAAACUUAAACACGCCUGAUCUGAACCUCAGAUCUCCACAGAUUGAGGGGGAUGUCAAUGUGCCAAAUGCUGAGCUGAACCUCCCAAAAGCUAACCUCCAGGGUCCUGAGAUAGACGGCCAAGCCCCAGAUCUUGACAUUGAUGGUCACGGAAAGAUAAACUGGCCUCAUCUUAAAUGGAAAAAGCCCAAAUUUCAUGGCCCAAAAGCCAACGUGGAUGCCAACCUAAGUGCCCCAGAUGCCGACCUUUCACUUCCAAAGUUUGACGGGGAGAUAAACUCUCCAGAUGUUGAUCUGAGUUUACCGAGAGCUGAUGUUGACGUGAAAACCCCAAAUGUUGACAUUGAGUCGCCAUCUGGCAAGAUAAAAUGGCCAACUCUGAAGAAACCCAAAUGGGCUCUCUCACAACCUAAGGUCAAUGGCCCAGAUGUUGACGUGAAUGCUGAUGUUUCAGCUCCUAACUUGAACCUCUCAGCGCCAAAGAUUGAUGGUGAGAUAAAUGUCCCAGACGUGGAUCUGAACUUACCAAAAGCAGAACUGGAAGGCCCAAAGUUGGAUAUCGAUUCUCCAGAGAUUGACAUUGACGGCCCCUCAGGAAAACACAAAUGGUUCCACUUCAAAAAACCCAAAUUUGGCACACUGAAAGGGCCCAAAGCGGACGCUGAUCUCAACUUGAAAACCCCAGAUGUGGACCUGAAAGGACCUGAUGUGGAUUUGAGUCUGCCAGAUGUCAACCUGUCAGCACCCAAAAUAGAUGGUAGGAUUGAUGCCCCGGACCUUAACGCCAGCCUCCCAAGUGCUAAGGUCCAAACUCCAGAUGUGGAUCUUAAAGGUC